Styela clava is the source of this 1784-nucleotide messenger RNA. RefSeq lists its product as uncharacterized. NCBI's taxonomy places the organism in Eukaryota, Metazoa, Chordata, Ascidiacea, Stolidobranchia, Styelidae. The record is from RefSeq and is a predicted model, not a curated record.
AGACAGGGAGUGCGAGCCCGAUUUGUCUGUCUAGUCAUUGGUGUCUGUAUCGGCAACUUUGAAAAAAUUCGUAUAUAUUAUGUCGUAUAUCAUAUUCAUUCCUCAAACCACAGAAGUUGAGAAAUUCAUUAGUGCAAUGAGGGCACAUAAAAGUUAGAAAUAGCAAAAUUAAUAUACAGAAAAUACGAAGAGACUAAAUAUGCCGUUACAACUGAUUUCUUUAAGUAAGAUUCCUAUGAAGUAAUAUUCUUUUAGUUAUUGUUAAGAUUACGAAGAAGUAUUUUUUAUUGUUGGUCAUUUUUUAGGCGUAAUGCUACUCAUUUAUUAACGAAAGUUUAUCAUACAAUUCUAUACAAAUUUUACAAAUAAUGUAUAGCCGAAUGUAAAUCUCAUAAAUUAAGUUUAUCUUAUAUAUAAGAAUUUGUUGUGAAUGCAGGUUUGGGUCAAGUUGAUUGUUUUUGUCAACAUGUGCAAUACAAUUAACUGUUUUGCACUCCAGACAAAUUUAAAAUUGAUGCCAUCAAAAUCUUUUCAUGCGGUUAUUUUCUAUGAAAGUUCGGCGUUGAAUACAAUUUUUAAUUUGUUGGACAGGUGCUAAACUAGAAUUAAAAAAAAUGAAAACAAACAGCUUGAGUUAUUUUUUUAUUUAAUGUGUUUAAAUUAACAUUUUCUCAUUCAGUGUUUAUUAUUUUUCCAGUCUUUUCCAUUGUAAAUUACUUAACAAUACGUUUGAAUACAAUCAGCAACCAAAAUAAUGAAAAUAUUUGGUUCGAGUCUCUUUCAAAGGCGAAGCGGGGAGACGUCAGCUUUGGGAGAAUUCAAUUUCCAGGUCACGCCGAGAAAAGAUACGAGGCCCGCCCAACUUGAAGUUGAUUGUUUCAAAAAGAAGAGAGAAUUUUAUGAAGAAAAUUCAUUUUCUAGAAAAUCCAUUCACAAAGUGAAACAAAAUUUUAAGGGAAACUUCAAAAAUCUGAAAUAUGAAAAUGAUUCCGAUUACGGUUCAAUGCCAAGAGAGCAAGAAAACGAAGUGAGUUACAACCCCGAAAAGUUACUAUUUCAUAAACCAGAGCAAAUUUUUGAUCUUAUUCCCCUUAAUCGUGACGUCACUCAGUACGAAGAAGACUUUUCUAUUUUCCGCAAUUAUGAACGGGUCAAAGUUCAACUACACCCAGAAGAGGAAUGGGCAAGAAAUGCAAAGACGGUUUGGUGGACAAUCAAAUUUAGCAGGCUUUGGAAAAACAUAUGCAUCGUUACCGAGAGCAGCAUAGGAGGAUCAUUAGUAUUUUCUACAGAAGCAAAAUUAUCAUUUUGUCAGGAUGACAACGUUAAAAUAACAGGAACAUUUAAUCGGAUAAAAAGUCCUGAUUUCGAACUGACAUUAACAUCAAAACUGAGCGAAAAUGAUAAUCGGCGGGGUUAUGUUAUGACUGGAAGUCUAAAGCAAGGGCUUGCAAAAGAUGGAAAGCUGGAAACGACGCAUUAUGCUACGGUUAUGGAAAACGAUUUGACAUAAAGAAGAGAAUUAUAUAAAUCAAUAAUAACCAUAUUUAUUGAACUCUUAUUCUACACAUCCAAUUAGGACAAGUUGUACUUAACUGCACCAUGUCAACAUUUUAAAUAUUAUCAAUGAAUGCCGAGACAAAUUUCAAGUUAUGUUAAGAAUGUAGGACAUUAUAUUCUCGCCCAAAUUAUUUUCUCUAAUUUACUUCACUUUGUUUAGUUUUUUUUUAUUUAUUCCAGUUUACUUUUUAUUCUUCAAAUAUAAGUUCCUGAUUUAUUUGAUA